Trematomus bernacchii (emerald rockcod) is the source of this 4967-nucleotide messenger RNA. RefSeq names its product La ribonucleoprotein 4Ab (gene larp4ab). Gene Ontology annotation, biological process: positive regulation of translation. Gene Ontology annotation, cellular component: cytosol; cytoplasmic stress granule. The record is from RefSeq and is a predicted model, not a curated record. The coding region runs from base 467 to 2707 and encodes 746 amino acids. NCBI's taxonomy places the organism in Eukaryota, Metazoa, Chordata, Actinopteri, Perciformes, Nototheniidae. Gene Ontology annotation, molecular function: mRNA 3'-UTR binding. The transcript has 15 exons.
CAUAGGGUCACAGUUGCUACGCCGCGUUAGCUUCGCUGUUGCCGGGUGUAAGGUGGAGGCGGAGUGCAGCCUGUUGGUCGGGACGGACGGGGGCAGACAGAGGACGCAGCUGUCACAUGCUGGAUGUUCGGUGCCUUGGAGCUGACCUACGGGAUGAGGGAGAGAUCUUAAAGAACAUAAUUCUUUAAAUGGGGAAACGCUUUUUCUGUUAACGUGAAACCAGUCAUCAUCCGUUAGAAUAUUUCAAAGUUGUGGACCGCACGUACGCACUGUUUGGACUGGAGCACGUUCGGUCGUUUGAAUAACGUUACCGGGGAGACGGUAGUUGAGACGACGGACGACUAAGCUCUAAAUACGUGGGGCCAGUAAUUUUUUUUGAACCUUCGUCGCAGAGAAUAAAACCAACACGGGAUUAGAUCUGCUGGAGCUGAGGAGGACAUUGUAAGAAAGCGAGGAUCGAAGCAGCAUGGUUACCACAAAGGGAGCCGGUCUGAACCCCAAUGCUAAAGUGUGGCAGGAGAUCCCAGCCAGCCAGAGCGACGUCCCGGAGGGGACCGAGGAUGCUCCGUGGCUGCUGACCUACCCUCCUCCCGCUGAGAUGGCCGACGGUUACUCAGACGUUCCCUCUUCAGGGGGAAAAGGAUGUGACGGUGAAUAUCCUGACAGCACUGCUGACUUUGCCUCUGUACCUACAGAGGGCAUUGUUAAUGGCACUGACAACCCUGACUUGGCAUAUUUAGCCUUUGACCCACAAUGCGAAUCAACCGUAGAUGGUGAUGCUUGUAAGGAAGAACCAAUGUCUGAGGAGAGCCUCAGAGAGUCUUUAAAGAAACAGCUCGAGUUCUGCUUUUCAAGAGAGAACCUAUCUAAGGACCUGUACCUAAUAUCCCAGAUGGACAGUGAUCAGUUUGUUCCCAUCUGGACCAUUGCUUGCAUGGAGGACAUCAAAGCCCUCACCACUGACGUGGACCUAAUCCUGGAAAUACUGCGAGCCUCUCCCAUUGUGCAAGUUGAUGAAACUGGAGAGAAGGUUCGCCCAAACCACAGUCGCUGCAUCAUUAUUCUGAGAGAGGUGCCAGAGACUACUCCAGUUGAGGAAGUGGAGGCUCUCUUUAAGGGUGAAAACUGUCCUAAAGUGUUGAGUGCUGAGUUUGCACACAACAGCAACUGGUACAUAACAUUUCAGUCAGACAUGGAUGCACAACAGGCUUACAGGUACCUCAGAGAGGAAGUAAAAACGUUCCUGGGAAAACCGAUCAUGGCUCGCAUUAAGGCCAUUAACACAUUCUUUGGUAAGAACGCCUUCCGCAGUGUGGACUCCAGUGUGUACAGUCAGCAUGCCCAGCCCCAGGCUCAGUAUGCCUCCCCGGUCUACAUGCAGCAGCCAUACAGCGCUCAGCAGCAGUACCCCGUGUACCCGGUGGUCUCUCCAACCUGGAACCCCUCCGUCAUGCCUUAUUUUGAAACACCACUGGCCCCUUUCCCGCACAGCAGAUUCAUAAAUGGUUACAACAAUCCUGGGAACUACGAAGCAAACUCCAGCUCUAUCAACACCACACGACCCAUGAGCAGGAACCGAAAUCAUGUUAAGGGCAACCCAAGGCCCGGAGACAUGCCCCCUCUUGUGAGCCUGAUGGACGGUCUGUCUGGUCCCUUGAGUCCACAGCCCAGUGAGACCUCAGGAGCGCUGACUGGCACCGCUUCAACAACAGCCGCUGUACCCUCCUUCAGCUUCAAAGACCUUUCUCCACACGCCUCCAUACCCAAUGGGUAUCUGAACGGAGCUGCCCGGGGCCGGAGAGGUAUCAACAGAGGCAUGAGGAGAAGAAGAGAAGAUGAACAUUCCCUGAAGCCUGUCCCUGUGAUGGAGGCCAAGGCACAGCCUGCACCGAAGUUUGACCUUGAGGCUUCGAGCUUCCCUCCUCUGCCGGGGUCUGUGGUUAGCAUGCGGGGAGAUGCCAUGCCAGAGGUGCGCCUUUCUGAUGUUGUGCGCGGCCUAAAGGUGACCAACAAGCCUGUGAGCCAAGAGGUUAACGAGACUCGUCUCACAAACAAGUCUGAAGAUGCUGCCGUCACGCCAGAGCCUGUUACUCCGGCUGCUAAACCUGCUCCUGUGACACCGCUCGCAAUGGCACCUCCAGUCUUAAGUGUUUCUCCUACGGUAGACGAAGAGGAAAAAGCUGAGCCUCCUAUUCCAAAGGAAACGGUCUCCCCUUCGGUGCAGCCUGCCUCCCCAACAGCCUCUGAACCGGCUCCCCCCUCCUGCAGCCAGUCUGACGCUACAGAGGUCCCUUCCCCAUCUCCUCCAACAUCUCCAACAUCAGAUCUGGGGGCAAAAAAGCUGAGCUAUGCAGAGGUUUGCCAGAGAAUGGCCAAGGACCCACCAGCAGCACAGACGCCCUCUCCCUCCCCCCCUGCCUCCUCCGCCGGCCAACCCCUGCAGGAGCUCAAGGUCAAUAGAGUCGAGGAGCAUCGGCCCAACUCCAGGCGCACUACAGAAAACCGAGAGAAACACGGAGACAGCCGCCCCCCUCGUCAACCACUGCGCUCCUUCAGAGGGGCGAAUGGCCAAGUACGACCUGGAGGGCUGAAGACGCGGGAGAAUCAGAGAGGCUUGAGUAAUGCUGGCAAACCUUUCUCCCCACAGCGGGGAGCCGCCAGACGCAGUGGCAAAGAACAGAACAUUCCCCCAAGGUCACCAAAAUAACUAAAGAAAAGGGAACCUAUAAACAUGGACUUUAACAGAAACUAAAACGAUAUAUGUAAAUAUAUAAUAUAUGUAAAUACACAGAUGAAUAUAUUUCAUUUGACAGACUUUUUCAAUUAAUCUAGUUGCAGACCUGAAAUUAUUAAGAAAGACUUAGUAGUUGUACCUUUUUGAGGUUAAAUGCAUCUAUUCUGCUGACAGAAUGGAUACAAAAAAAAAAUACUGUGCUUCAAAUUAUAUCACAAUGAAGUUCUCAGAAGAUCUGUAUUGUGUGUGUUUGUGUUUUAGGAGAGAGAUGGAUCCUGUUACUUUUAAAAUAUAAGGUAGUCUAACAUCUAAAAAGCUCUGCCAACACCCAAAAUGAUUACGGCACAUUUUUUUCUCCGCAUGUUUAUUGUUGGCAUAUUCAUCUUGAGCUUUCUUGUCAUAUUUGUUUUGCGUUGAAAUCAAGGAUCUAUGAUUAUUUAUAGAAUAGAGAAUUUAAUCCAUGACGGAAUCGUAGAAACAGGACUGCGGUUCACUACUGAUUUUAACUUUGAAUUUAUGAGUAGUUGAAUACUGAAUACUGUUUGUCGAUCCACAAAUAAUGCUUGUGAAAACAAACGUACAUGGAUUCAGAAAAUUGUGGUGUGUAAAUGAUUAGAUUUUUGCGAUGCAGAUAUUAUAUCAAAACCACUGACAUUUGAACUAAGCCCUGUAGUAGGGCUGCUUCUUUACUUUUUCUACAGGAUUUAAUUUGUGAUUUAACUAGUGUUUUCAACCCUUUCUUGUAAAAAUUGUAUUUUUGAAUAUUCAUGAGUUAGUGAUCAUCCUAAUGACCUACUGUUUCUGAGGAUUAUUAGAUGUAAGCAGAAUGAAUGUCUUAAUGUUUUUAUCUAAUGUCAGUAAUGCUGUUGUGUGUCUCUGAAAGCUAGAUUACAGGGUUCGGUGGCUGAUUUUGGUUUAAGGCCCAGAUUCUGUUCUAGCUAGUUCUUAAUUUUGAUUAUCUUGAUUUAUUUUUAGAGUAGGAUGGUAAAUCAUGAAGUAUGAGCUGUUUUUUAAUCUGCGACUAGCAUUUGCAUGAUAAUUACUAAAACAAAUUGGAUGAUCUAAGGAUCUCAGGAUGACAAAUUGAAUUUGAGUUUUGGCUUCCUGUUGAUGAACUGUUUUAAUGUUGAUGCCAUGGCCAGUGUCUAAACUUGAUUUGGGGACAUUGAGUGCCUGCAUCAUCUGUUUUGAUUUAAUAGAUGAGACUUCAAAUGAAUGUAGUCCUUUUGGCAAAAAGAUACACUUGAGUUUGAUUUUGUAAAUGUCUAUGUAUCAGCUUGCCUUGAGCUUGUGUGUGUGUAUAUACAGAUUUAUUUUUGGGUUAAUUUCCUUUUUUUUUUUCUGCUGACGUGUUUAAUUUUCUAUCAAGUCAUGUUUUCCUCAUGUUAUUGAAUUUAAGUGUAAUAUUGGUAAAUGUGUGUGUAGAUUGAUCUGAGAAAAGAUACUUGGAUAUGGACAUCUGAGAUGGAUAUAUAGAAGUAGGAAACUUGUUUCAUAGAAAUGCUCAACUUAAGCUUAAAUGUCUUUCGAUUUUGUGUUUUCAUUUCAACAAAUAGUCUGUGAUGUUGUACAUGGAAAUGAACAACAGAUGAGUAAGGAUAAGGAAUUACAGAUUUUCAGCAUCGGGGGUUAAAAACAUUUCUUUUUGGAGUUCUAAUCGUGUUUUUUUUUUUUUUUAAAGUUCUCAGCUUGUAGGGACUGCAAUGUAAAUUAUCGUGUCUUGUAAUCAGCAGUUAAAAUGUCAUGUCCUUGUAAAUGUGUAUGAAAGAUAUUGCUUCUUCAAACUACAUGGAACAAUAAUAUCAAAGCAAACCCCCAGUGCCUUUUUAACAGUGUUUAAUUACAGUAUAAAGAGUGCAAGAAUUGUGAACACAUCAAUUUGUCAGACUAAACAAGGCUGGUUAAUUGGUUGUAAAGAUCCUGCAUUAUCAGUGUAUGACACUUGGGUACACUAGGUCCUCCCCAAUGUUAAUCUCAGUUUAUUGUGGCUGCAGCUGCAGGGCUGGGGCUGGUUGGAGUUCAGCUUAAUGUGUGUGUGUGCGUGCAUGCCUGUUCAUCAUAUGUCUAUGAUACAGUUGAUUUUGUUAGCUUGUCAGUGCAGUUUUAGGCCUAUUAUAGAAUACUGCUUGUUACUCACAAUGAAACAAAUUACAGCCAAGUACACACUGGUUUAAUAAGUGAAUAUGUUAUUGCUAAGCCUAAGGUAUGAAAAUAAAGAUUUAUUUUUAAAACA